Haliotis rubra (blacklip abalone) is the source of this 1920-nucleotide messenger RNA. Its product is annotated as NADPH-dependent diflavin oxidoreductase 1-like. Gene Ontology annotation, molecular function: FMN binding; flavin adenine dinucleotide binding; NADPH-hemoprotein reductase activity. Lineage: Eukaryota; Metazoa; Mollusca; Gastropoda; Lepetellida; Haliotidae. The record is from RefSeq and is a predicted model, not a curated record. Gene Ontology annotation, cellular component: cytosol.
AUGGCAAGUGAGCGGAGACUGCUUGUUCUGUACGGCAGUCAGACGGGUACCGCGCAGGAUGUGGCUGAAAGAGUAGGGAGGGAGGCUCGGAGACGACAUUUCCACACGAGAGUCUCGGAACUGGAUUCAUAUCAAGUUGCUGACCUGAUUCAUGAGCCACUGGUCAUCUUCGUGUGUGCCACUACCGGUCAAGGUGACCCUCCAGAUAACAUGAAGAAAUUUUGGAGGUUUAUCCUGCGGAAGAACCUGCCGGCCAACUCCUUGGGUCAAGUGCACUUCGCGGUGCUCGGACUCGGCGAUUCUUCCUAUCAGAAGUUCAAUGUGGUUGCAAAGAAGCUCUUCCGUCGCCUACUCCAGCUGUCCGGUCAGUCCCUGGUCAAUGUCGGACUUGCAGAUGACCAACAUGAACUCGGACCAGAUGCUGUUAUUGACCCGUGGUUGACAUCACUAUGGGAACAGGUUCUAGACUUGUGGCCCCUGCCUCCUGGGACAGAGAUCAUCCGUUCUGAUAUAUGCCCAGCCCCGAGAUUUAAGGUCACCUUCUGUGAGAGGAACUUCAGCAGUGUGAAUGGAAGCCAGUGUGUCAACAAGGGCACAUACUCUGCAACAGAUCCAUACAUGGCCCGUCUGAUUUCUAAUAACAGAGUUACUGCCCCUGACCACUUUCAAGAUGUCCGCCAUGUGAAGCUGGACACCACAGACUCAGGACUUAGCUAUACACCAGGUGAUGUUGAGACAUGUUUGACUUCAAGCUAUCACCAGGUGAUGUGAGACAUGGUGGAGGAGUUUCUUCAACAUUUCAGUCUGGACCGAGACACAGAGUUUACAGUGGAGCAGACUGAUCCUGACAUUCCACUGCCACCCUCCCUACCGCGGCGCUGCACUGUCGGCCAUCUUGUGCAGAAGUAUCUGGAUAUUGGGGGAAUCCCGCGCAGGUACUUCUUCGAACUUCUGUCUCUUCUGUCCUCUGAUGAGCUGGAGAAGGAAAAGCUGCAAGAGUUCUCGUCAGCAGAAGGACAGGAGGAGCUGUAUACCUACUGCAACAGACCACGCCGGACGACGCUAGAGGUUUUACAAGACUUUCCACAGACAAGCAGUCAAAUACCAUUUGAGUACCUCCUGGACUUGAUCCCACCGCUGCAGCCAAGAGCUUUCUCAAUAGCGUCAUCACAGCAGGCCACACCGAAUGAGAUUCAUCUAUUGGUUGCUGUUGUACGAUACAAGACGAAGCUAUUCAAACCUCGGCGAGGAGUCUGUUCUACAUGGCUGUCAUCUCUCCAGGCUGACCAGGAUGUCUGCAUCCCAGUGUGGGUGAAGAGAGGAACUAUACACUUCCCCACCUCACUACAGACACCCGCCAUCAUGGUGGGACCAGGAACUGGGGUUGCUCCAUUCAGAAGUUUUAUCCACAACCGAGCUGCCCUCAAUGCUGGAGGCAAUGUGUUGUUCUUUGGUUGUCGAAGCCAGUCUUCUGACUACUACUGUGGAGGAGAAUGGGCGGAGCUGAGUGGGCGGGGCCUGCUGCAGGUGCUGACCGCCUUCUCCCGCGACCAGGAACACAAGGUCUACGUCCAGCACCUCAUCAGGGACAAUGCGGAACUUGUCUGGGAUCUCCUUGACAACCAUCAGGCCUGGUUCUUCAUUGCUGGGAACGCCAAGAGGAUGCCGGAUGACGUGAAGGAGGCACUGCAGGAUGUCGUGAUGUCGGCUGGAGGGAGGAACGCCGCGGAGGCUGCAGAGUACAUCACCCAGAUGGAGGCCAAGAAACACUACCAGGUGGAGGCCUGGUCUUGAUGUAACAGAUCUGUUUAGCUGAACUGACUGGGUCUGGAUAUAACAGAUCUGUUUAGCUGAACUGACUGGGUCUGGAUAUAACAGAUCUGUUUAGCUGAACUGACUGGGUCUGCAUAUAACAGAUAU